Fulvia fulva is the source of this 1065-nucleotide messenger RNA. RefSeq lists its product as uncharacterized. The coding region runs from base 1 to 1065 and encodes 354 amino acids. Lineage: Eukaryota; Fungi; Ascomycota; Dothideomycetes; Mycosphaerellales; Mycosphaerellaceae. Gene Ontology annotation, biological process: regulation of DNA-templated transcription. The transcript has 4 exons. Gene Ontology annotation, molecular function: DNA-binding transcription factor activity, RNA polymerase II-specific; zinc ion binding. The record is from RefSeq and is a predicted model, not a curated record.
AUGUCAGAAGGCCAUCCGUCAACUGUCACAGAUGCACAGACAUAUCGCUUCAUCUCCGACCCCGGCCACAAGGAGAAUCUUUCCGGCAGAGUACGGGCAGCCUGUCUGACAUGUCGACGUAAGAAGAUCAAGUGCUCGGGGGAGCCAAAUUGUCGUACAUGCCGCGAGAAAGGCCUUGUAUGCGAGGGUCUUCCCGAGCGAAAGCGGCCGCGGAGAGACGCUCCAGACGUCGCCAAUCACACACUGGCUUCGAGAGUAGGCAUCAAUCGAAGGCAACGAAUUAUCUCCGGGAAGAGGAGCAGCAUCUCGCAGACGGCAGCUUUAUCAGCUUGUGAAGACUUCACCGACCACAACGAUCACCUUACUGGAAGAGCCUCCACAAGCCUGAAAGAUGCUUUGUCGUCUACCAUUGACUGCAAAGCACAAUCCGGACAGAUCGCGACAAGGACCUUAGCCCAAAGGAAUAGCUCCCGCCGCAAUUCUCUGCCAAACCAAAUGCACAAGGAUACAUGGCAAGUGCAUCAAGCGCCAAGUCAACCACAACACAAUGACCGUCCUGCGGUACCAAGCAUGGGCGGCGACACCGCGACCAGCAUAUCGACCGUCUCUCGACUGAAUCAGACUGCUGAGCCACUGCCUACUGUCGGUGAUGACAGAGACGAUGGAACCGCUGGUUGGUGGUUUGGAGCCGGCGGCGAGUUUGUGGCAAUGCCGCCGGAAACACGCACACGGCGGCAGACGGUCGCAUGCCUAUUCCCAGCGUGUGAUGUGGCUGAUCCGCGUUACCAAAUGCCGUCAGGAGGAUAUAGCUUCUUCGACGACAGCUCAUUGCUGGCAAACCACACACCAGCAGCGGAGUUCACGCCUGGUGACUUUUCAGCAUGGCUGGACGCGAAUGCUCCAGACCUAGCCUCGAUGCUCCCGUCCACUUUCCCAGUGGACUCAGUUAACGCUUUCAACCAUCCCACGCGCACGUCUGACGCUUUAACGAUACCGCUUGCGCAGACUGCACCGAACCAGGAUGGGCAUUUUGAAGACUACUUCAAUCAAGGCUGGCCAAAGUGA